AUGGAACCAACCAAAGAAACCAAGUCCAGCGGAGACCAGCAGCGAAUAUAUCUACUCAGCCCGUGUAAACACUUCCAAGUUCCCCAAUUGCAUCUUGCAGCUCUAACCACUGCAAAAAGCAGUGACAAUCCCAGUACCACCUGCGAGCGGUAUACCCAGCUCUUGCACGAGUACAACGAUAUUAAAGAUGUUGGACAGGGGUUGAUGGGACUUAUUGCUGAUGCGAGGGGAGUGAGGCAGAUUGAGGUGGAGAAGGAGCUCGGGGUUUCGGAGGAGGACUGA
Molecule: messenger RNA, 282 nt
Organism: Penicillium hordei
Lineage: Eukaryota; Fungi; Ascomycota; Eurotiomycetes; Eurotiales; Aspergillaceae
Product: SWI5/SAE3 family protein
Exons: 2
Coding region: 1-282 (93 amino acids)
Biological process (GO): meiotic DNA recombinase assembly involved in reciprocal meiotic recombination; meiotic joint molecule formation; double-strand break repair via homologous recombination
Cellular component (GO): Swi5-Sfr1 complex; Swi5-Swi2 complex
Source: RefSeq, a predicted model, not a curated record